AUGACGCUAGAUCCCGCGAUCGGGCCUACAAAAAAAACAAUAUCCGUGUAUUGGUCCAUUCCACAGCGCAACACAUCCAGCAAUGUGGCUGGGAAGAAUGUGCGUACUGCCAGCUACCAGCUGCUUCACUGUUUCGGCAUUGCACACCGCGUGUACUAUGCCUCCUCGAUGCAGGGCAGCGCGUCCGUCUGCGAAGAUGCGAGACAGCCGCCUUAUCUGUGCCCUGUUGAUCUAGCUAAAGUCAUAUAUGCUACUUCAAUAACUGUGCUGGGAAGAUAUCGAUCCCUUCUGGAGUUUUUCUCAAAGACCAAAAAUAAAGGACACAAACUUUUUUGCUUCUUUCGCCGCUUAGAUACAGGGAAGGUUGGAUGA
Penicillium argentinense is the source of this 372-nucleotide messenger RNA. RefSeq lists its product as uncharacterized. Gene Ontology annotation, molecular function: metallopeptidase activity. Bases 1 to 372 code for a protein of 123 amino acids. Lineage: Eukaryota; Fungi; Ascomycota; Eurotiomycetes; Eurotiales; Aspergillaceae. Gene Ontology annotation, biological process: proteolysis. The record is from RefSeq and is a predicted model, not a curated record. The transcript is spliced from 2 exons.